This is a messenger RNA of Fundulus heteroclitus (mummichog), 1765 nucleotides long. It is a transcript of the gene hao2, whose product is annotated as hydroxyacid oxidase 2 (long chain). Gene Ontology annotation, molecular function: oxidoreductase activity; FMN binding. Bases 161 to 1342 code for a protein of 393 amino acids. The record is from RefSeq and is a predicted model, not a curated record. The transcript has 8 exons. Lineage: Eukaryota; Metazoa; Chordata; Actinopteri; Cyprinodontiformes; Fundulidae.
AAAAGCAACGCUGCGGCGGUGCGGACUGGCAAACAAAAGCAGGGAGGCUGAAAUUAAAGCAGUUGGCUGGGUUGCUCACAUGUGACGGAGUUAAAGGCCGGCUGGAGGGUUAUUGAUUGACUGAUAUGCACUCGCCUGUUGAAGGGGAGUUGGGGUUUUGAUGUUGCAACCCCAUUCCCUCGUGAUCGCUGUGUCUGUCGAGAGAGAGAGAGAGACUUUUGGUUUACGACAUAUUACUCAUUUAUGCAGAGAAGGAGUUGAUUGUGCAGAGAUGGCUAUGGUGUGCCUCACGGACUUUGAGGAGUACGCAAAGGAGCAUCUUUCAAAGGCCACCUGGGAUUAUUACGCAGCCGGAGCGGACGAGUGCUGCACCAGAGAUGACAAUCUUCUGGCUUACAAAAGGAUCCGUCUGAGGCCUCGUAUCCUGAGGGACGUGUCAGUAAGUGACACGCGCACCACAGUGCAGGGGACAGAAAUCAGCUUCCCUGUGGGGAUCGCCCCGACAGCCUUCCACUGCCUGGCCUGGCAUGAAGGAGAGAUGGCCACAGCUCGCGCCACCGAGGCUCUCGACACCUGCUACAUCACCAGCACGUACUCCACCUGCUCAGCGGAGGAGAUUGUCGCAGCGGCGCCAAACGGCUACCGCUGGUUCCAGCUCUACGUGUACCGAGACCGGAAGCUGUCCGAGCAGCUCGUGCAAAGGGUGGAAGCACUCGGCUACAAGGCCCUGGUCCUCACCGUCGACGUCCCCUACACCGGAAAGCGCCGGAACGACAUCCGUAACCAGUUCAGGCUACCACCCCACCUGAAGGUCAAGAACUUCGAAGGCGUGUUCCAGGAGGCGAGUGUCCCAGAGGAGUAUGGGAUACCGGCCAACACCUUGGACCCCUCUAUCAGCUGGAAGGACGUCUACUGGCUGCAGUCUCUCACCCGCCUCCCCAUCAUCAUCAAGGGCAUCCUGACCAAGGAGGAUGCCGAGCUGGCCGUGGAGCAUGGCGUCCAGGGUAUAAUUGUGUCCAACCACGGGGGGAGGCAGCUGGACGGCGGCCCGGCUUCGAUUGACGCCCUGGCAGAGAUCGUGGACACGGUGGCAGGCAGGAUCGAGGUUUAUGUGGAUGGAGGAAUCAGGACAGGAAGUGAUGUCCUCAAAGCGCUGGCCUUGGGAGCCAAGUGUGUGUUCAUCGGCCGUCCAGCGGUGUGGGGUCUUGCGUACAAGGGGGAGGAAGGAGUGAGGGAAGUUCUCCAGAUCCUGCAUGAUGAGUUCCGUCUUUCCAUGGCUUUAUCGGGUUGCAGAAACGUAGCUGAAAUCAACAGGAACCUUGUUCAGUUUUCCAAACUCUGACCUGCCAGCGAAGGGCGGUCUGCAAGGUGACGACGACAGUGAUGAUGAUGAUGAUGAUGAUGAUGAUGAUGAUGAUGGCGAUGUAAGGCGAGGUUAUGAUGAAAACAUCAGUACAGCUUUACCUCAGAAACUAUUUGUGCCAGGAAACCACAGCCCAAGAAGCUACUUGCAUAUUUCGAACGUAGCUUCUGCUUGACAUCCGACUUGUAACUAUCCCUCAUUGUAAGAGUGACAGAAUGUUGUGAGAAAGUAGAGUGUUGGUGGAAGAUUCAGCGAUCGACUGAUGAAAGCGUUUUGCUAUGGCAGCAGAGAGGAUGUGGGCACAUAUAAAAACAAACACAUUGUUUUUUGGUUAAAUUGUGCAAUGUUGUUUGAAACGCUGCAGUUGCCUGUGGUUGAAUAAAUAUAUAAUAGUGUACCAUG